AUGGGUGAGGACAAACUCUUCUAUGAGCAGUUGAGGCACUAUGUAUUCCAGCAUGACCUACUGGUUGAUAACCUCUACUACAAGGAUGUGAAGCUGACAGCAACCAAUGAUGAUCAGUACUUUGUCUUUGAAGACUUCCUCUAUCAGGUUCUCCUCAUCUUCUCGAGGGACACCAGUGUCCUGAAGCACUUCGGAAAGAGCUCUGCAACACCGGCAAAGUCAUACAUUAGAGGCAUGUUAGGUGUAGAUGAGUUUGCUGUUGUGUAUCCACCCAAUGGAGUCAUACCCUUCCAUGGAUUUGCUAUGUUUGUGGCUCCGUUAUGUUUUGUCUACGACCAGCCAGCGGAUCUGUACUAUGUCUUCCGUGAGAUCUACAUGAGGCACCUGUUUCGUCUUCAUGCCAUCUCCUCUCAUCCUCAGGGUAUCUUAUCUCUGUGCAUCCUGUUUGAGGGUCUUCUACAAACCAUCCAACCUCAGCUCUUCUUUCAUCUCAAACAAAUCAACGCACAGCCACUCAAGAUUGCCUUCAAGUGGAUGAUGAGAGCGUUCUCUGGGUACCUUGCCAGUGAUCAGCUGCUUCUCCUGUGGGACAGGAUUCUUGCCUAUGACAGCACUGAACUUCUUGCAGUUCUUGCGGUAGCCAUCUUUUGCUUUCGUCGGACCAACUUGAUGGAAGCGUCAACUCUAGCCUCGGCUGAUGCAAUCCUUGCUGAUAUCUCAACCAUCCAGAUCAUGCCCUUGCUUCAAAUCGUCCUCUUCCCUUGACAUCAUAACCAUAGCAACGUUUGGAUCACGCUGCCCAUCGGUCAAAGAUUUAAGGCUAUAUGAUGAGAUGUCUGGAGAAGUCUUCAAAUCAUGCUGGCUUACAAGACUCUGUCCUACAUGGACUUGCAGCUCCAGUCAAAUUUCUCUUUGGUCUAAGCAUGCAUCUAUGUCAGGAGAUGCAGUUGUUGACCCUUCCUCUUCAAUGUUCCUGUAAUUUUGCUAUGCUGUCAUUAAAUACAGGUCCUCAAAAAAUGUCCUGAUGCUAUCCUCAACUAGGCUUUCGCUGAAACUCCUAGCUGUGAAUUUUCUUUUCGACUUCAGUCCAAGAAGUUGUUUUUUUACCACUCUAUACCUCCAUCAUGAUUUUCAAGGUAUUAUUUAAAUACUUUCCUUAGUUGAAAUAUCUGAGGGUGCGUUUAUUGGGUCUUGCCACUAGAUAUGUACAUAUCGUACCCCACUAUCGAACCCCACUAUCGAACCCCACUAUACGAAGGUGAUUUGCAGGAUGUCGCGUUUAUC
This is a messenger RNA of Strongylocentrotus purpuratus (purple sea urchin), 1284 nucleotides long. Its product is annotated as TBC1 domain family member 19. The transcript is spliced from 9 exons. Lineage: Eukaryota; Metazoa; Echinodermata; Echinoidea; Camarodonta; Strongylocentrotidae. The record is from RefSeq and is a predicted model, not a curated record. Bases 1 to 765 code for a protein of 254 amino acids.